Molecule: messenger RNA, 1878 nt
Organism: Pleurotus ostreatus (oyster mushroom)
Lineage: Eukaryota; Fungi; Basidiomycota; Agaricomycetes; Agaricales; Pleurotaceae
Exons: 5
Coding region: 1-1878 (625 amino acids)
Cellular component (GO): TRAPPIII protein complex
Source: RefSeq, a predicted model, not a curated record
AUGGAAGGCCCAGGACACAUGUUGUCGUUGAAGGUGAUGCGCGUAUCCCGGCCUUCAUUGGCGGGUGCAUGGGAGCCCUUCUACUCUAGUUCUCCAUCGUUCUCCGCUCAUUCCACGGCAUCAAUUCUCUCUUUGCAAGGAAAGACGCCUCUGCCGCUGCACCCUAAGACGUUACGUGACUUGACACACACGUCCGAAAUCCUCACACUUCCAUCUUCGUUUGGUGCGAUACAACUAGGAGAAACAUUCACAAGUUGUCUUUGCGUCAACAAUGAAACCGAAUUCGAUGUCGAAGGAGUGCGGUUGAGAGUAGAGAUGCAGACGGCUAAUACGAAGGUCGUGCUUGCAGAAUUUGGCGGACCAGACUGCCAACUUGUUCCAGGGGAUACGCUAGAGAACGUUGUGAGCCAUGAAAUUAAAGAAUUAGGCCAGCACGUCCUUGGGUGCACUGUCUCCUACCGUGCACCACCGAAUGUCCGACACCCACCAGGAUCGGCAGAAGACCCCAACGAUCCCGCCUUGCAGACUUUCCGCAAGUUCUACAAAUUUGCUGCUUCCAAUCCGUUGUCAGUGAAGACCAAAGUCCACUCACCUUGGUCACCCUCCGCCAUGGUUUCUCCUCCAGAACGAGAGAAGAUCUUCCUCGAGGUACACAUACAAAAUCUGAUGCCAGACCCAGUGUGGUUUGAGCGAAUGCAAUUUCAAUGCAUAGAUGAUUGGCAAGUGGAAGACAUCAAUUGCGACGAUAGUGUGUUUUCAGGUUCAAUGGCUCUGAUGCAACCACAAGAUAUGCGGCAGUAUAUCUAUAUCUUAACACCUACGGCUGUGCCUCUAGCCUCCACUCCGCCAACACCUGGUAGUACGAUGCCUCUCGGAAGACUGGAUAUCUCCUGGCGGUCAUCGUUUGGAGAGCCAGGACGUCUUCUUACCUCGAUGUUAUCGCGUCGAAUACCAGCCCCUGCCUCUGCCCCUGCGCUGGCCCAGCCCACUGCUUCUGCACUUCCUGCCUACCUGAAGAGAAACCAAUCAAUCGCCUCCAUUCCAUCCCGUCCUCUUUCUCCUCUAUCCCGGCCAGGCUCUCCCUUUAAUAAUCGUGCUCAGCCACCCGUUCCAGUUCGCACCCAAACACCUGCAUUCAGUCAAUCAAACCAGGCAUUGAUAACAUCAGAUAUUGAAGUGACGCUCGUUGUGCGGUCCAUCCCUCGGGAAUCAAUACGUGUGGAGAAGCCAUUCAAGUUGUCUUGCUCGUUGGUGGUAUUGGGGACGGUAGUAAAUUCUCAGAUCAGGACGCUACGACUUGUUGUCCAACGGUUGCAGCCGCCCAGAGUAAUCCAGGGUCCUCCGUCCUUCACCGCCCAACCUCCCCAACCACAAUCUGGCGCCUUCAGCCCUCGGGCACCGUCAUCUGGAUUCUCCACCCCGUCGCAAAGUCACACAGGUUUCAAUGUUGCUCUUGCACACAACAAGAUAUUGGCGGCUGCCCCACGACAGUCGCUUUCCGAACUGCCGAACGACAUCACGAAGGAAUCUGAAGAGUCUAAGGAAGGAACCGUUGUUCUUCCUCCUCCGUACUUUAGCGGCAGUGAUGAACUUAGAGCUCCACUAUCCGCCGUGAAGCCCUUGGGACAAUCUACUCUCUACCUCCCUCCCGUUUCGUUCUCCUCGUCAUCGGAAACGAGCGAUCCUUCAACCAAAGUGCAAGCCGUUCAGGACUUCGAGCUUGAUUAUAUAGCCUUGCAGGAGGGGUUCACGAUUGUUGGUGGGUUGAGAGCGCUACUGGUAGAGGACAACGUCGACUCGGAGAUGGAUAGAAGCGCAGUGGGGUUCAGGAUACUGAAAGAAUGGGAUAUUAUAGCUGAAAUUUUGGUACAGCCUUGA